Aspergillus puulaauensis is the source of this 825-nucleotide messenger RNA. Its product is annotated as CFEM domain-containing protein. Lineage: Eukaryota; Fungi; Ascomycota; Eurotiomycetes; Eurotiales; Aspergillaceae. The record is from RefSeq and is a predicted model, not a curated record. The transcript has 3 exons. The coding region runs from base 1 to 825 and encodes 274 amino acids.
AUGAAGUCUUUCGCGCUCCCCAUGGCCCUUCUGGCCUCCGUCGGUCUCGCCGGCGCCCAGGUCUCUGUUAGCCAGUGUGCUAACAUGUGCCUGAGCAACAUGCUCGCCAAGGCCGACACCCUUGGUUGCGAGAAGGGUGACCUCGCCUGUCUCUGUGACAGCGAGAACUACCGCUUCGGUAUCCGCGACUGCACUUCUCAGGCCUGCCCUGACGAUGAUGCUUCUGCUGUUGUCCGUUCUGCUCUUGACAAGUGCCCUGACUCCUCCGCCAAUGGUGGUGGCGGCUCUGGCUCUGGCUCUGGCUCUGGCUCUAGCACCUCCGGCUCUGGCUCUGGCUCCGACUCUGAGCCCACUAGCACCUCUGGCUCCGACUCCGACUCCGACUCCACUGGAAGUGCCAGCGCUACCUCCACCGGCGACGGUGAUGACAGCGCUACCUCCACCAGCGGCUCUGACAGCGACAGCACCAGCACCGGCGGUGCUGGCGGUGCCUCUGGCUCCCCCUCCCCUACCGGAUCUUCCGGCGCUUCUUCCACCGGUGCUAGCAGCACCCUCGGCACCUCGGCCUCCACCUCUGGUGCUGGCUCCUCUACCUCGUCUGGCAGCGACUCCUCCUCCACUGAUGGCAGCAACUCUGACAACGGUGGCAGCGGCAGUGGAAACGGUGGUGACAGCGGCAGCGGCAGCGGCGGUAGCGGCGAGGGCAGCGGCGAUGGCAGCGGCGAUGGCAGCGGCUCUGAUUCUGACACUGGUGCUGCUACCCGUAUGGCCGUCUCCAGCGGUGCCCUUGGUGCCCUCGGUCUUGCCGCCAUCCUUGUCUUGUAA